GGCGGAUUUCUAGGUCUAUAGGCGGCUAAACCUCGCAGUUGGGGCGAACUUCAAGCCUACCUAGUACCUACCCCUCACCACAGCUCAACAACGUCGCUGUCUUCAUAUAAGACCAUCAUCUGCACCUGCCAAUUUUAUCCUCAUCAAUUCUUAGGGCCUUUUCCCUAAGCCGUCAGGAAGGGGGCUGCACCAGUUCCUACGAAGCCCACACACCUCCUUGCCUAUGGGCAGAUAAGAAUGGUGUCCUUAUAUAGCACCGACUCCUUCAUCAGCCCUGAUGGACUAAGCAAAAAUCUGGUUCUCAAUCGCUCUCUUAUGAGCUUGGAUGGCAACAUUCGCUCGGUUGUCAGCGGCUUUGUCCACCCCGGACACGAAUCAAUCCAGAUGGCCGAAGAAUGCGCCCGCAGACACCAACUUCCCAACGACCAGCGUGGCCUCGAUCGCGCUCUCUACCCAUUUAUCAGCUUCCCGCGGCACUAUUUCGAUCGCUCACCGGGCGAGUGGCACUUCUACAAGCCUUUUCAGCCGCAGCGUGUCCACCUGUUCCUAAUGGCGGAGGCCGCGGACCUGACGAAGCAGAGCAGCUGGGCUCAGGUCCUAGCCGUUGCUCAGAUUUGCGUGGAUGGCUCGUCACUCUAUCGGGAAGGACUCGCAUCGCUCUGCUGCCACGUCAGCCAGGUUUUUACUUUGCAGCCGACACGCCUCUAUGUCCACGCCCUCUACAUCCGGGGGUCGACGCUGGAGCUCUGGGUAUUUGACCGGGCGGGGAUGUACUGUGCCGACACCUUCAACAUCCAUGCGGACCCGGUACGAUACGUCGCUCUCGUUCUCGGCUACACGCUCAUGGAUUCUGAGGCUCUGGGGUCCUUUAACGUCAUCCGGGUGGAUACUACCAAAGCGGACUACACAAGAACCACCUUCGUCCCUAAGUCUAAGCACUCUGAUUCUCCGACCGUGGCGAUACCUGUCAGAGACACCCCGUUCGUGCGAGUCAUGGGAAUUGUUGGAAGUGGCAUGGUCUGCUACCACGCCCAGGACUAUAGCGAGGAGCCCCAUCGGGUCCUCAAGCCCAACCGGGUCCUCAAGCUCAAAUGGCGAGUUACCGACGACAUGCCCGAGGAGGGGCCUCUCCAAAAAGCCCGCAACCGCGGUGUCUGGGGUGUCGUCAGGCUCGAUCACCACGGCGAGCUGCAAGACACGGCGGAGCUCCGCAAAGGGAUUGAAUUUGGACCGCCCUUGAAGUUGAUUGUGCGGCAAUGGGGCGAUGCUCUCGAUAGGAACAACAGUGGCUUCAAGUCGCACACGGAGUCAGCCGGCAAGGAUGAUGGCAUCCCCCACCGUGUGCUCUGUUUCCACGUCCUAUCCCCCCUCGGCCGUCGUCUUUCCACCUUUCAGACCCGGGAGGAACUUCUCCAAGCCCUUCGGGACGCCAUCAAAGGCCACAGGUCCCUCUUACAGAACGCCCGGAUCCUCCAUCGGGACGUUUCCGAAGAUAAUAUCGUUAUUGUCGACGAUACUUCAGUGAACAGCCCUAAGGGUAUUCUGAUCGAUCUCGAUUCCGCGCUGGACUUGGAGGCUGGGCCCAACCGCCGACAGAUCACAGGCACCCGCGCCUUCAUGUCGAUCGGCAUCCUCAGGAAGCAUUCACACACCUAUCGCCACGACCUGGAGUCGUUUCUCUACGUCUUCCUCAGUACAGUCAUUGCCAACCGGAACCUCGACCUUCCAGAGGACAGCAAGCUGCACGACUGGAGUCAGGGUACAUGGCAGGACUCGGCGCGGAAAAAGGCGCACUUCAUGGAGAAAAGCAACUUCACGUACAUCCUGGACGAGUUCCCGGAAGAGCAUGAGACCUUGAAGCCGCUCGCCGAGGACCUGCGCGACAUCCUUUUCCCGAUGGAGGGUGAUGAGAUUUUUACCGGCACGGACCUCGCGGCUGAGAAUCGCAUUUAUAAUGGUAUGAUCGGGGCUUUCGAGUGGGCUAUUUUGCAAGAAAAACGCAGAACCAAUUAAUUUAAAAUAAAACUACGCGAAAAAAGGUUAUUAUAAUUAUAUUAAAAAAAUAUAUUAUAAUUUUUAAAA
Messenger RNA from Annulohypoxylon maeteangense, 2082 nucleotides. RefSeq lists its product as uncharacterized. The transcript has a single exon. Gene Ontology annotation, molecular function: protein kinase activity; ATP binding. Bases 238 to 2013 code for a protein of 591 amino acids. Gene Ontology annotation, biological process: protein phosphorylation. NCBI's taxonomy places the organism in Eukaryota, Fungi, Ascomycota, Sordariomycetes, Xylariales, Hypoxylaceae. The record is from RefSeq and is a predicted model, not a curated record.